Molecule: messenger RNA, 510 nt
Organism: Penaeus monodon (black tiger shrimp)
Lineage: Eukaryota; Metazoa; Arthropoda; Malacostraca; Decapoda; Penaeidae
Exons: 1
Coding region: 1-510 (169 amino acids)
Source: RefSeq, a predicted model, not a curated record
AUGCCUCGCCUGAAGGAGUUCGCCCCUGAGCUCUCCAAGGCGCUUACCUCCAUCAUCGAUGCCUCCUUGCAACAAGCAAAGACGCCACCAGAUUGGAAAACCUCAUACGUGACAGCUGUGCCCAAGACGCCCUCCCCAGACACCCUUGACGAGACCCGCUCCGUGUCCGUCACACACAUGCCCAGUCUCUUGUGCGAGAGUUUCGUGUCCGAGUGGGCCUACACCGACCUCCACCCCAGUUUUGAUCAACAACAGUAUGGAAUCAUAAGAUCCACUUCUGCCUCUCACUACCUCGUAAAUCUCCUGAACUACAUUUACACUAAUUUAGGAAAACGCACCAUUCCCAUGGACUUCAGCAAGGCCUUUGACUUCGUUGACUAUACCACAGUCAUCAAGACUACAUCCGCGACGGGAUUCCGGGAGUGUCUUGUGGCGUGGCUCGCAGACUUCCUCGCGGAGCGCUGCCAGGCAGCCGUCUGCAGGGUGCCAUGUCCUCAAUUCUGCCUAUGA